Molecule: messenger RNA, 1374 nt
Organism: Sclerotinia sclerotiorum 1980 UF-70
Lineage: Eukaryota; Fungi; Ascomycota; Leotiomycetes; Helotiales; Sclerotiniaceae
Exons: 2
Coding region: 1-1374 (457 amino acids)
Biological process (GO): fatty acid metabolic process
Molecular function (GO): medium-chain fatty acid-CoA ligase activity
Source: RefSeq, a predicted model, not a curated record
AUGCUAUUGUCUUCAACUAAAUUCGAGAGCAAGGCUCAAGAAGUGAUAAAUACUGGACUGGAAGCAAAACCUAAACAUGUUAAGCUGGAGAAGAAGCUGGAGAACUUGGAUUAUGGAAAAGUCACGUUGGAAGGGCCGUCAGAAGGUAACGGGGGAAUGAUGUUAUACACAUCAGGGACAACCAAUAGACCAAAAGGUGUCCUGCUUCCCCAAUCCGUCUUGAUAGCACAGUCAAAAUCUCUGAUCGAAGCUUGGAAUUAUAGUCCACAAGAUCAUCUCCUUCACGUCCUUCCACUCCACCACAUUCACGGCACCGUAAAUGCCAUUCUAGCCCCGCUAUUCACCGGCUCCAAAAUUGAGUUUCUUUUCCCUUUCAACGUCACAGCCGUCUGGCAACGCUUCGCUGCCCCUUUCUUGCCAAAUCCCAAAACGAAAGAGCCCAUCACAUUUUUCACAGUUGUUCCUACCGUGUACAACCGUCUCCUAGCAACGCACAAAGACCUUCCUCCCGAUGUUCAAACCGCAGCAAAAGAAGCCAUCGCCCCGCGGAAUCUUCGCCUCAACAUUUCCGGCAGCGCGGCCCUUCCCACUCCGACCAAAAACGCCUGGUCCACCCUUUCGUCCAACAACAUCCUCCUCGAACGCUACGGCAUGACUGAAGUAGGCAUGGCUCUCUCCUGCGGUAUAUCCCCCACAGACCGCAUAGACGGUAGCGUAGGGUGGCCUCUCCCCAGUGUGCAAGUCCGACUCGUGGACACAGAAACCAACGAAGUGAUCCACGCAGGCUCCGAAAUCGACGCCUACGGCAAAGAACGCGAUGGAGAAAUCCAACUCCGCGGCCCUACCAUCUUCAAAGAAUACUGGCGCAACCCAGAAGCCACCCUCAAAGAACACGUCGAAGAUGCCGAUGGCGGCGGUCGCUGGUUCAAAACCGGUGAUGUAGCCGUUCGCCGCUAUGUUGAUUCUGCCGGGAAAAGUAACCAAGAAUGGGCUAAAGGCCCCAUGUACUUCAUCCGCGGUCGCAAAUCAGCAGAUAUCAUCAAAUCCGGAGGAGAAAAAGUAAGCGCGCUCGAAGUAGAACGGGAAAUGUUAUCACUGCCCCAGAUAUCAGAAUGCGCCGUCUGUGCCGUGCCAUCGGGAAACUGGGGCCAAAAAGUCGGAGCGGUCGUGGUACUCAAUGAUGAAUAUCUACAGGGUAAGAAGUGGGGACCGCUGGAUAUGAGAAGAGCGCUUAGGGAACGACUGGCGGCGUAUAAAAUCCCUCAGGUGAUGAGGCAGGUGGAAUGGAUUCCGAGGAAUGCCAUGGGGAAGAUUAAUAAAAAGGAACUGGUCAAGACUGUCUUUGUAGAUGAUGUUAGUGGGGAUGAGAUGUAG